AUGCAUCUCUUGACUGAUAAAGAAAACAAAAAUGAUGGUUAUUGUGAAAAGAAAAAAAAUGAUACUGCAGCGUUUACGGAGACCACCCCAAUGGCGGUCGAGAAUUUUGAGAGGGUUCAUAAAUAUACUGAGGUUUCAUUUCAGCAGGCUGUCGUAAAUAUUCUCAGAAUAGUCCAAGCUAUCUCAAGCCCAGUGGAUGUUCAUCAGUUCCCCCGCCCCCUUCAUCAUCAGCUCCCCGGUAUCGACCAAGAAUCCAUUCUUUUGCUUCUUCUUCUGCUUACUUCGCGUUUCAUACUUCCGCCGCGAGUCAGCCGGAUAACGGAUGUAUCUGUAUGGCACCGCACUUUGUGA
Molecule: messenger RNA, 351 nt
Organism: Pseudocercospora fijiensis CIRAD86
Lineage: Eukaryota; Fungi; Ascomycota; Dothideomycetes; Mycosphaerellales; Mycosphaerellaceae
Exons: 5
Coding region: 1-351 (116 amino acids)
Source: RefSeq, a predicted model, not a curated record